GAGAGACAAGGGAGGGAGGGGUGAGUGUUGAGAGUGUAUGGAGGGUAUCUUAACAGUCUGAUGCCUCUGGGACGCAGACUGAAGUGUAUGUAUUGGGGGGUUAAUCAAGUAUGUGAUUGUGUUUGGCUGCAUCUGUUCAUUUUUGGGUUUCGUGUGACCCUUGUAUAACUCUUUGGGGUUGUACUAACUGUGGGCACUCAUUCCUCUGAAGCAUUUUCACUCUCUGGACUCUCUGAAGCAUCAUAUCAGGAGGCCCCCCGAGCCCAGAGGUGGGUAGCGGUCUGCCCAGACGCACCCCGUGGAUGUUUACAGCCACGGGAUCUCACAGUCGCUAAAGCAAAAGAGGGAUAAAAAAGGAAAUGAAUAACUCGACAACAGGCCCAAGUGAGGGCUUGCGGCUCCACUGCAACAUGUCUGGCAGACACGACUUCAUCUUCACCUUCAUCCCUGUCGUCUACGCUUGCAAUUUCGUCAUUGGAAUGGUGGGCAACAGCAUGGUGGUGGCCGUCAUCUACCGCUACAUGAAGCUAAAGACCGUAGCUAAUGUAUUUGUGCUCAAUCUAGCUGUGUCAGACUUGACCUUCCUUGUCACGCUGCCCAUGUGGGCCACCUUCACCGCUACUGGCUACCACUGGCCCUUCGGAAGCUUCCUGUGCAAAGCUAGCGCCGGCCUGGUCAUUUUCAACCUUUACACUAGUAUAUUCUUCCUCACAGCUCUCAGCAUGGACCGCUACCUGGCUAUCGUGCACCCUGUGCGCUCUAGGAGACGACGGACGCUGCUCUAUGCCCGAAUCACUUGCGUCUUGGUCUGGACCUUUGCUUUCUUACUUAGCAUGCCCACUGCACUGAGCCGAGACGUCUACAGGAUCGAGAACCACGUGUCCAUAAUAUGCGGUGUCCUGCACAGCAAUGAAAGGCUCCACUUGCUGGUGUCCCUCAGCGUCCUGAAGAGUGUGUUGGGCUUCCUUGUGCCCUUCCUCAUCAUCAUCACCUGCUACUGCUUGAUGGGCCGCGCCUUGCUUGGUGCCAAGGGCCCACUGAAGAAAAGCUCCCGCUCACGAGAGGACGAGACGCUACGCAUUCUAGCUGCUGCUGUUCUAGCCUUCUUCAUCUGCUGGGCCCCUCACCAGAUCUUCCACUUCAUGGAGCUGCUGGCCAUGCUGGGAGUGGUGGAGAACUGCAAUGUGCUGGACGUUAUUGACACCGCCAUGCCCUUCAGCAUCUGCCUUGCCUACUUCAAUAGUUGCGUCAACCCCAUCCUAUAUGGAUUUGUGGGACACAACUUUCGCAAGAACCUUUUGAGAUUACUGCGCUGUGGGUCAGCUCCAGUUGGGGGUCAUCCCAGUUUCAGUAGUAAAAUGACUACUCUAUCUCACAGAGCUUCUGGGUUACUGCAUCUGCCCAGUAGCAAGAAGGUUUCAGAGCAUAAUGCUAAGACAUUGGAAGAGCCAAAAACCUAGCAUGAUUAAACCACUGUAAAGUGUAACUCCUUUUUUUUUCACUUGCAUUUGGGAAGGAUACAACAAAGAGUAUCACAGAUUUUAGUUCAAUGUGGCAAGGAACAGGAACAGGUUUCAUUUCAAAUGGGAGUUGAUGAUCAGCUCCACCUACUGGUGUCCCUCAGCCUUCUGAAGAGCAUGCAGGGCUUCCUUGCACAAUAGUCGUCACGUGCUACCACCUGAUGUGAUGCACAUUUGUGCCAGGGAGUUGUUGACCACUAUGCUAGCAUUCUUCCUCGCCAGGUGGAGCUGCAGGCCAUGCUGGGGAUGGUGGAGAACUGUCAUUUGCUGGACAUUAUCAAUACCCUAUUGCUCUUAAACAGCUGCUUACUGUAAAAGUGGCAUAAACCCCAUCAUCUAUAGCAGUGGUCACUAACCCUGCUCCUGCAGAUCUACCAGAUGGAGCCUGAUCCUUCUAACUAUUGCCUUCAGAUGUCCUUUAUUAGCUGAAUGAGGCACGUUGGGUUAGAGGUAAAACCUGCAAGAAGGUAUAUCUCAAGGAGAAAAGUUGCUGACCUCUGCUUUAUGAGACAUAGCUUUUGGAAGAACCUACUGAGGCUACUGCACUGUAUGUCAACUCCAGAUGGGAGUCAUCCCAGUAUUAGCACUGAAUAGAUGACUAUUAAGAUGACUGUUCUACCCUUUAGCACUUCUAAGUUACUGCAUUUGUCCAGUAGCAAGUACGUCUCAGAGCAUAAUGCUAAGACACUGAAAGAACCAAAGGCCUUGUAGAAUUAAAUCUCUACAACUGUAUGUCCAAAAGUAUCCAGACACCAAUUCAAUGUAGUUUAUUCAGAUCUAUUAAAGUGCUCCUAUUGCUGAUGCAGGCAUCCAAUUGUGCCUGUACAGCUGGCAUAAUCUCCAUAGAAAAGCACUGACCAAUAGAAUGGGAUCCUUUGGAGCACACACACUUGAACCUAAGGUCAUACCCAAUGAAAACAUUGGGCUAAAGGGGUAUAAAGCCCCCCAGCAUUGGGCUGUGGAAGAGUGGAACUGCAUUCCCUGGAGUGAUAAAGCACUAUUGCACAUUUGUGAUCCAAAACUAAACAUCAGUACCUGACGUCACUAAUGCUCUUGCAGCUGAGUGCAAUCAGAUCCUCACAGCAAUGUUCCAACAUCUAGUGUAAAGACUUCCCAGAAGAGUAGAGGCUGUUACUGCACCAAAGGAGGACAAAUUCCUUAUUAAUACCCUUGAUUUCAGAAGAAAGGUCGGAUGAGCAGGUGUCUACAAACUUUUGGACACACUGUAGCUUAUUUAGCUCACUAAACAGAAUUUAGUCCAGUUUUGCAAGAAACAGGAGCUCAUUGAUUUCAACUGGGGGCUAGAAACAGCCUGCCACGAAUGCAGCUUGCAACUGCUCAGAAUUGGUUCAGGUUUAAGGAGAACACAUUCUAUUUUGGAUGCAAGGUCAUACAGCUACAGCCAAAUAUCAGUCUCACUGUAUCAGUACGUUAUCAGCAUUAUUACGUAUCAAACUUGUUUGGCUAGCUUGUUUACUAAAGAUGUUUUUAGCAAGCCAGUGUGAAAAGAAAUUGUGUUUGUUAUGUUUCUCCAAAAACCAUCUAUCACAGAAUUGGAAUGGUUUUUCAUCUACAGUUAGGCUACUGGAACAUACAAUCUCAUAAUAAUAUAAUAAUCCCCAUUAUAAUUAGGCUUCUCUGCUAAAUUGUAGAUGAGUGUCAGUGUUGAGGCCUGAGUUCGGUAUCUUCUGGCCUUCACAUGUUACGAAACCAAAGGUCCCUCCAGGUCUUGAGUGGCGUUUUGCUGCAUAAGCAUGAUUACAGAAUGUGUAGAG
Colossoma macropomum (tambaqui) is the source of this 3295-nucleotide messenger RNA. It is a transcript of the gene agtr1b, whose product is annotated as angiotensin II receptor, type 1b. The coding region runs from base 360 to 1460 and encodes 366 amino acids. Gene Ontology annotation, cellular component: membrane. Gene Ontology annotation, biological process: G protein-coupled receptor signaling pathway; immune response; regulation of vasoconstriction. The transcript is spliced from 2 exons. Lineage: Eukaryota; Metazoa; Chordata; Actinopteri; Characiformes; Serrasalmidae. Gene Ontology annotation, molecular function: angiotensin type II receptor activity. The record is from RefSeq and is a predicted model, not a curated record.